AUGGCUGCCGCAUCUUCCUUCCUGUGGCCACCUGUGCGGCGGCAACAGUUACCCCAGAGACUUCGUCCUUUUUUACAUAAAGUUACGUUUUUUACAGGCUGUGUCGUUUCACUAAUUUUCCAGGUCGGAGUUGCAGCUCCUUUCCAGCAGACAGAGACACGAGCAUCUCUCAGGAACCUAGGUUUCCCUCCCGCGUCCAGUGCCAUGCUGUUGGGUGAUUCACCGCACGACACUCCAGGACACGAGGAAGACAAACUUGGUGCACACAGACGUACUUCCGAUUCACUUGACGGCAGGGUGCUGGAGCCAGUACAUGCAGAUUCGAAGGAAGAAGAACUUGAUGACGACGAGGAUGAAUCGGUUUCUGUGCCUGUUGACAAACGCCUGGCGAAGCACUAUCGCCUUCCCCUGGACGCAGUUGACACUCGUCGUUACCCGCAUACAAAGAAAGCCGGUAAUAGAGUAAAGAUUCUAUUUUCCGAUAUGAUCCCUGGGGGUUUAGCAGUGGCCGUUUUGGCCUUAAUUCUGUGGCAGCGGCAUAUGACGCCACCACAACUGCCAGACUUCGUGCCAGCAUUGAGGCCAGGUCAGCAGCUGGCACCUCCGUAUGAGCCGUGGACAAGCGUGGCAACCAAUCCUAACUGA
Molecule: messenger RNA, 645 nt
Organism: Toxoplasma gondii ME49
Lineage: Eukaryota; Apicomplexa; Conoidasida; Eucoccidiorida; Sarcocystidae
Exons: 1
Coding region: 1-645 (214 amino acids)
Source: RefSeq, a predicted model, not a curated record